Molecule: messenger RNA, 860 nt
Organism: Syzygium oleosum
Lineage: Eukaryota; Viridiplantae; Streptophyta; Magnoliopsida; Myrtales; Myrtaceae
Exons: 7
Coding region: 54-764 (236 amino acids)
Biological process (GO): protein ubiquitination
Cellular component (GO): membrane
Molecular function (GO): ubiquitin-protein transferase activity; zinc ion binding
Source: RefSeq, a predicted model, not a curated record
AACCGAAGGAAGGACUGCUGGGGAAGAAGAAGAAGAAGAAGAAGAAGGAGAAGAUGGGGGAUGUUUUGCUGUUCGUGGACGAUUUGCCGUCGAGCCCCUCGGUUCCUUGCUGCCGGAUUUGCCACGAAGCAGAGUUCGAGAGCGAGCAGAGCUUGGAAGCUCCUUGCGCUUGUUCGGGGACCGUCAAGUUCGCGCACAGGGAUUGUAUCCAGAGAUGGUGUAACGAGAAGGGAAGCACUAAUUGUGAAAUAUGUCUUCAGAACUACGAACCUGGUUACACAGCACCUUCAAAGAAGUCUCAAAUGAUUGAAGCAGCUGUUACCAUUAGGGAUAGCUUGCAAAUUCCACGAGUUGAGCCCGGACCGCAGAGCCCGAGAUUGGUGGCCGUGGCCGCAGGAGUGCCGAUCGAAGCCGUCUACCCCGACUGCACCUCGGCCGCCGACCGGGGCGCCGCUUGUUGCCGGACAUUGGCUCUCACCCUUACAGUGUUUUUGCUUCUAAGACACAUGCUCGAUGUGCUCUCUGGCAAACCCGAAGAAUACCCUUUUGCCCUCAUCACCGUUCUUGUUUUGAGGAUGAGUGGGAUUGUCGUCCCCAUGUACAUAUUGAUUCGGACAAUCACCGCAAUUCAGAACAGCCUCCGGCAACGUUACCACGCUGUGGAUAACGAAACGGCGAAUGACGAAACGGCGGAUGACGAAGAAGAUAGCGACGACGACGACGACGACGACGACAGUGACCGGCGGCGUCAACACAUAGUUUGACGUCUCUUGUUGAUAAUUCUUACAAUUGUUCUUUUUCUUCUUCUUCAUUCAUUCGGUGUAGUAUAUAUUGAAUUGCUGAUCUCAUUAUUUUGUGAA